Messenger RNA from Spodoptera frugiperda (fall armyworm), 1727 nucleotides. Its product is annotated as galactose mutarotase. Bases 180 to 1610 code for a protein of 476 amino acids. Gene Ontology annotation, biological process: beta-D-galactose catabolic process via UDP-galactose, Leloir pathway; glucose metabolic process. Gene Ontology annotation, molecular function: aldose 1-epimerase activity; carbohydrate binding. Lineage: Eukaryota; Metazoa; Arthropoda; Insecta; Lepidoptera; Noctuidae. The record is from RefSeq and is a predicted model, not a curated record. The transcript is spliced from 10 exons.
AUUAUAUAUUUUAAAUUGACGAAAUAAAUGUCACGACAAAUUCAAUAAAUCAUUUGACAAAAUAACAAAAAACAGCAAUGACGACAUUUUAAUUAUUUAUUUUGUAAAAAUAUUUUAAUCAAAUAAAAAUUUAGGCCCAAACAGGGAACCAGUUGGUCUGAACUAAAUUUCUAGUGAAAAUGGGGGAUGUCGAUGAAGAUAAAGAUAAUGCAGCUAGUGGGGACGUAGAGGUAGAGAAACCAGAGGUAAUACCACCUCCAGAACCGGAACCCAAGCCACCUGAUGUGGAACUGUUUGUUGAUGGCUUUGGAUUUAUGCCAAAAUCAAAGACGGGUGAUAGGCGACGAUCCAGCCUCUUCGCGAAAUUAAGGUCAACACAUAAAGAUGCCGUUGCCGGUGAAGCUCAUGGUGAGCAAAGCCCAUGCGCGUCGAGCACCAACAUAGAUAUAGUCAGAAGGUACACUUGGAAGACGAAGAAUAGGAUGACAGUUCAGAUUAUAACAUAUGGAGCCACGAUCACUUCUAUUUCGGUUCCUGACAGGAAAGGAGUACCAGAUGACGUCCUCGCAGGUUUCGACACAUUGGAGGACUACUUUCAGCAUCGGAAUCCUUACUUCGGUGCGACAAUAGGGAGAUACGCAAAUGUGAUCAGAGACGCUACCUUCAUGGUCAGACCUUCAGGGAGAAUGUACAUGGUCUCCAAUAACAAGGGGCAUCAUCAUUACAACGGGGGAUACAUUGGAUUUGAUAAGGUAAACUGGCGAUCCUACGUAUCUGGCCUUAAGGUGAUAAUGAGCCACGUAUCGGAGCGGUUCCAUGAAGGGUUUCCUGGGACAGUGAUGUGCCAGGUGACCUUCGAAGUGACCUGUGACAACACACUUAAGAUUGAGAUGAAGUGCACAACUAGCGAGCCUACAGUCAUCAACUUGAGCAACGCGCCAUUCUUCAACCUCGCUGGCCAUCACACCGGAGCUGAACUUAUGUUGGAUCAUAUUUUUACUAUAAAUGCUGACAAAUACACUGCUGUGGAUGAAGAUGGACUCGUUACUGGUGAAAGAAAAGUAGUAGGCGGUACAGCGUAUGACUUCCGUGUGCCUCGAGUCCUCAAAACCAUGAUGUCCAAGAUACCUAUGGGAGGCUACGACAUUAACUACUGCAUCACUCGAGGGACAGAUCAGGAUCUGGCUUUUCAGGCUAGGGCGCUGCACCCAUUAACUGGACGAGUUCUUGAAGUGUACAGCAAUCAGCCUGGUAUGCAAUUCUACACCGGCAACCUCCUCCCGGAUCCAGACAAAAUCGUCGAGCCUGUGCCGGCGACUGAAGAGGCUGAAGAAUCUGAAGCCAGUGAGAUGUCCAGUGAGAGAUCAAGUGUAGAAGGAGAAUAUGAGGAAGGAGAGGAACGCGAGGGUAGAAAGAGUUUCGGCUACGUCCCCUUACUAGGCAAGAAGGGAACUCUGUAUAAACGGCAUGGUUUAUUCUGUCUCAUGCCGCAGAACUACCCAGACGCCGUAAAUAAUAGAAACUUCCCGAGUUCGGUGCUCAAUCCGGGUGAAGAGUACAUUCAUAGAAUACAGUACAAGUUCGGUAUACUACUUGGAAAAUAUGUAUAGGUAAAAUUAUGGUAAAAAUGGAAAAUUGUCUAACUAUGUAUACGUCAUUGAUGUGGUCUUACGUGUCGUCAUAUUGUCUAAAUUGUAUAUAAAAUAUACACUAUAUACAAAGUUAAA